UAAAGCGAAUCUAUUGUAGGUAUGAACCUGUUCGAGUAUUCAAAAUAAAUAUAAACUAUCAAUCUGAGUCUCAUUGUAAGUUCUUUAAUAAAAAAAUACAAAUCAAUGUAAUGGUUUCAAAUGUCACUGAGUUUGGCUGCGUUGUAAGCUCAGCCCCCAGACCGUGCGUGUGUGUAUGUGUAUGUGUGUGUGUAUAUGUGUGUGUGUGUGUGUGUAUGUGUGUGUGUGUGUAUAUGUGUGUGUGUGUGUGUGUGUGUGUAUGUGUGUGUGUGUGUGUGUGUGUUGCAGGCAGUGCUCCAAAAAGGGGCGGUCGCUCCGAACCGCCAUUGAAGAAAUAGAGAGCCCUUUACCUAACUCUUUCCCUAACCUUUACCCUGAGUGGAAGUGACGCCCCCUUUUGGAGCGGGUGCAACCCUCUUUUGGAGUAACUCCGCCUUCUUUUAGAGAUUCCGCCCCCAUUUGAAGGUCUCCGGCCUGCAGCUAUACCUACUUGGGUUUAAAGCACUCUCAAAUGACUCGCGCUUUCUGGAGCUGACUGAAGCCUGAGCUGCGCGGCACCAUGGCAACGGAGCGGCCCGCCAAACUGCGCGUCUUCUCUCUCAACUGCUGGGGAAUUCGAUUCCUCAGUCAAUGUUGUGCACAGCGGUACGAGAUGAUAGCAGAACUGCUGGACAGAGAACAGCAUGAUGUCGCCCUGCUACAAGAAGUAUGGAGUGAAAAAGAUUUCCUUUUCCUGAAGAAUAAACUUUCCUCCUCUCAUCCUCACACUCACUAUUUCAAGAGUGGAGUUAUUGGCAGUGGGCUUGCUGUGUUCUCCAAACACAGAAUCCAAGAUGCACUGCUCUACCAGUACUCUCUCAAUGGCUACCCAUAUAUGCUGUGCCAUGGUGACUGGUUUGGAGGUAAAGCAGUGGGAUUGGUCAUUGUAGACAUGUUCGGGUUGAAGGCACACGUCUAUGUUACUCAUUUACAUGCCGAGUACUCCAGGGCGCGAGAUGAAUACCUGCCUCACAGAAUUGUGCAGUCGUGGGAACUACUGCAAUUUGUGCGCCAUACAUCCUGUGGAGCAGGCAUGGUGAUUCUGGGAGGGGAUUUAAACAUGCACCCUCAGGACCUUGGGAACCGUCUCAUAAGAGCUCACACUGGACUCAGAGACUGCUAUACUGAAGCAGCCACAUUUGAUGGGUGUGAAGAUGGCCACACUCUUAUAGCAGACAAUCACUUUACAAAGAAGCAAGAUCUUGUUCCAUUUGAGAAAGGCAUCAGGAUUGACUACAUUCUCAUGAAGGGCUCUAAGAGAGUGAACGUGAAAUGUGAGUCUCUGUCCACCACUAAGGGUUCAGUGGCUGAUAAACCCUUUCCAUAUUCGGACCAUGAGUCCCUGACUGCUGAACUGGCCCUGAUACAGUCAGAGGACAACAGACAGCAUGGAGUGAGGAACACAGAGUGCUCAGAUACUGUAGUCCCUGUAUCAGAGCAGAUGGACGUAGUCUCAGAGGCUCGAGCAGUGAUAAAGGAAGGCCUGUGUCAAACAGAGGUCCUGCAGGCCAAAGCCAUGUGUCUGAUAGGCGGAGGUCUGCUGCUACUGCUGUUGCUGCUGGCUAUGGCCUUCCUUCCCUGUUUGUGCUCUGGAGGCCACUUCUCCUUCACCACUGUGGGCUUUCUGGGAGCUGUGUGCAUGAUCGUCUUGCUCUCCGGAGCUCUUCUCUACCUUUUCUUUGCCACACACAUCAAAGUCCUGAAAGAGACUGAGGACCAGAUGAAACUGACCUCAAAUUACCUCCAGACUAAACUGUCAUGGCAUAGUGUGUCAGAGUCUUCAUCCUCUGAUGGUUCUCUAGAACACCAGCCCUUUAAACGGGAAGAGUGAGUUUGUUCAGAUAGAGGUUGACCCCUAAGUGCUAGUCUGGGAUCAGGUUACUGUACCUCAAUGUUACAUUAUAGCUUAUUAGGGUUUAACUUGAAAAGCUGACCCAAGAACAGUGUUCUGAGGCAAUACCUACCUCAAAACAAAAAGUGAUGGCAUUAACAAUGGAGCUGCUGUUCUCGCUGGUUUAGAUGAACUGAAACUUAAAUGGAAAUCCCCAUUUGUUUUUGUGCGUGUGAUUACUGAUUUCUACGCUCGUGUAAUUGUUUCCCAAUCCUGCGAAGACACAUUCUGAAUGUGGAAAGUGUGCUUACUGAUAUUUUAAUGUUACUCAAAAGAGACUUGAAUAGAUUUUUUAUCAAUUUGUUGUUACUUAGGUAUUAUAGCAUCAUAUUUUAAGCAUUUUAGAACUGCUCAGUUCAUUUAAUCAUAAUUAUGAAUAAAUCGCAACUAUUCUUAAA
Molecule: messenger RNA, 2328 nt
Organism: Myxocyprinus asiaticus (Chinese sucker)
Lineage: Eukaryota; Metazoa; Chordata; Actinopteri; Cypriniformes; Catostomidae
Product: sphingomyelin phosphodiesterase 2-like
Exons: 10
Coding region: 560-1870 (436 amino acids)
Cellular component (GO): cytoplasm
Molecular function (GO): sphingomyelin phosphodiesterase activity
Source: RefSeq, a predicted model, not a curated record